Molecule: messenger RNA, 1116 nt
Organism: Scutellospora calospora
Lineage: Eukaryota; Fungi; Glomeromycota; Glomeromycetes; Diversisporales; Gigasporaceae
Source: the annotation of a GenBank genome assembly
AUGAAAUUUUCUACAUUACUUCAAAAAAAUUUUUAUCCAUUCUUUGGACCAAGAGAAAUAAGUUCAUUCGCAAAACGCCAACUCCGAACUUCAAGUCCUUUUCUUUCCACAUCAACUUUUCACAUUGAUGCUCGUUUAACUAAAUCACCUCUAUUUCCCUUUCCAUAUACAAUUUAUCGUUCAUCAAAUAAGACGUCAAAGCCUCAAUGUUCUAAGAUUAAUAAAUGCCAGGAAGUUUCUACAAUUGAACAUAUUCCAUCCUCACAUUCUGUCUUAGACUUUUUGGAUAAACCUUUUUCAACUCCACGAAAUUCUUUAGCACUAAUACAUGGUGCUUCUGGUGUAGAAAAACAUACCGACAAAUUUAUAUCUACAAUUAAUGAUGACAAAUAUUUUAGUAUUAGUUGUGGUGAAGAUAGUUUUUUCAGACGACACGAUUCUUUAGGCGUUGCUGAUGGUGUUGGCAGUUGGCGCAAUGUUGAUUCUUUAAUAGCAAAUUCAGCAUUGUAUUCUCGAAAGUUGAUGCAUUAUGCAUAUACAGAGCUUGAAAAAUAUACCGAUAUUAAAGAUAUUAAUCCAACUGAGAUUAUGCAAGCAAGCUAUGAACAAACCAUACGUGAUUGUACAUUAGAGGGGAUCGUUGGUUCUUCAACCGCAUUAAUAGCAGUUUUACGAGAUGAUGAACUUCGAAUAACAAAUAUUGGAGAUUGUGGAAUAUGUAUUAUUCGACAUAAUAGUAUCAUAUUUAGAAAUGAAGAACAACAACAUAGCUUUAAUUAUCCCUUUCAAUUAGGAAUUUUUUCUUAUGAUAAACCCAAAGAUUCUCAAGAAUUUAAAAUUAAAAUUCAAAAAGGAGAUAUAAUUAUUUUAGGAUCUGAUGGUAUCUUUGACAAUUUAUUUGAAGAGGAUAUACUUGAAGAAAUUGCUAUGUCUCAACGAAGUAGCUUAAAGGUAGAUCCUCAAGUAAUUAGUGAUUCACUUGCGUGGCGUGCUAAAGCUGCUAGUGAAGAUAUUAAUAAUAUAAGCCCUUUUCAAAGUCGUGCUAUGCAUGAAGGAUUAUAUUAUCAAGGUGGGAAGAGAGAUGAUAUAAGCGUAUUGGUGGCUAUUGUAGCAUAG